Phytophthora nicotianae INRA-310 is the source of this 249-nucleotide messenger RNA. RefSeq lists its product as hypothetical. The record is from RefSeq and is a predicted model, not a curated record. NCBI's taxonomy places the organism in Eukaryota, Oomycota, Peronosporomycetes, Peronosporales, Peronosporaceae. The transcript has 2 exons. Bases 1 to 249 code for a protein of 82 amino acids.
AUGUCGUCGGUCACUUCAGCGGGCAACGAACACCAGUUCCUGCCAUGGCUUGAGAUUUUACAAGGACGAUGCAACAUCCAGAUUAUAGAGACAGGAUUCUUCGGCGGGUGCAGGUUAGCGGCCACUAGAAGCUACGACAUCUUCAAACACUACCUAGAGUAUUGGUGCUUGCUCAUAUUAAUCAUUUCACGAAAGCGUAUCGCUCUGGUUCUGGGUGUACCUGCUCCAAAACCGGAUCACAAUACGUGA